AUGGAAAACUUGGAAAUCUUGCGAGAUUGGCCUUCAAAUAAUGAUAUUAAAGGAGCAAUAAAUUAUGCUUAUGAACAAGCCAGUGCACUUGCAAAAGAUAUUCUUGGGAUGGUGCUAAAUACUAAAAUUCGUAGUUUUAUAACCAUUAUAAAAGAAAGUGAACCCAAAAUUAGAAAUAAAACUGAAAAUCAACUCAUUGAUUCACACGAAUUUAAUAGUUCACAAGAAUCCAGUAGUUCACAAUCUAAUAAUAUUUUUAUAUCUGCAGCAGCCACAGAAAUCGAAGAGGAAGAUUGUUUUGCUGAUGGGUGUUCACAGUUAACCUUUAUACUCGAUUCUACUAGAAGGUCUCACAAUUGCAAUAUUGAAGAUGAUGCUAGUAUUGGGAUUACAAAUAAAAAGCUUAAGAUUUCUGUACUGGUCAACCAACGUCGUAGCCAUGAAGCCUAUACAAAUCAAAGAAUGGAAAGAAAAGUUGCUGCAUUGUCUGCAUCUGGCCCUAAUUAUAGGUUUAAUAACAGUCUUGUAUUAUUUCUUUCAUCAAACGAGUAUGCUUGCCCUGGUAUCCCAUGUCAAAAUCGAUGGAAAAUAAGAGCAAGACUCGAAAGACUGAAUGAUGGG
This is a messenger RNA of Cetraspora pellucida, 621 nucleotides long. The record is from the annotation of a GenBank genome assembly. Lineage: Eukaryota; Fungi; Glomeromycota; Glomeromycetes; Diversisporales; Gigasporaceae.